ACUAGUACUGUUUUUCUUACAGCGGAUGGAAGCAUUAAGUUAUUCGCUAUUCCUAUAAUGAAAUGUCUCCGAGACUCAAGGCUUUAAUUUCAUAUUUUCUGCCGAAUAUUUUAUUUGGCUGAUUUCAGUUCUUUCCAGAAAAGUACAACGCAAGGCUGGGCGCAGGUAAAACGGAUAACAUGGCAGUUAAGAGCGUCCUUUGAAGUCUUUCCCUUUUCGUCGCUGGAUUGAUCGUGUAAUUGAGAGGGAGAGGCGCCGUGUUGUCCGAAAAGCCUCAUGUUUUCACCGGGUCAAGAGGAGCACUGUGCGCCGACCAAAGAGCCAGUAAAGUACGGCGAACUGGUGGUUUUAGGGUACAAUGGCUCACUCCCCAAUGGAGAGAGAGGGCGAAGGAAAAGCCGGUUUGCCCUUUACAAGAGAGCCAAAGCCAAUGGGGUCAAGCCCAGCACUGUACACAUCCUUAACACACCACAAGCCAGCAAGGCAGUGAACUGUAAGGGCCAGCACAGCAUCUCCUACACGCUGUCCCGAAACCAGACGGUGGUGGUGGAGUAUAGCCAUGAUAAGGACACGGACAUGUUCCAGAUUGGUCGAUCAACGGAGGGCCCGAUUGACUUUGUGGUGACUGACACUGUGUCAGGGGGAGGAGAGAGUGAGGAGACCCCCAUCACUCAAAGCACCAUCUCCCGCUUUGCCUGCCGGGUGGUGUGUGAGCGUAACCCACCGUACACCGCACGUAUCUACGCUGCAGGCUUCGAUUCUUCCAAGAAUAUAUUUCUCGGAGAAAAAGCAGCCAAAUGGAAGAAUCCAGAUGGUCACAUGGACGGUUUGACUACCAAUGGGGUGCUGGUCAUGCACCCGCGGGGUGGGUUCACGGAAGAAUCCAAGCCUGGCGUGUGGAGGGAGAUAUCAGUGUGUGGAGAUGUUUACACACUAAGAGAAACACGCUCCGCUCAAACUCGAGGAAAACUGGUGGAGACUGAAAGUAACGUUCUGCAGGACGGCUCUCUGGUUGACCUUUGUGGAGCAACACUUCUCUGGCGCACCGCUGACGGCCUUUUCCACACCCCCACACAGAAGCAUCUGGAGGCCUUGCGGCAGGAGCUGAAUGCAGCCCGGCCCCAGUGCCCUGUGGGCCUCAACACACUGGCCUUUCCCAGCAUGCAACGCUGCAGUCGUGCCCUGAGCAGCGUCCCCGCCCAGGAAGACAAACAGCCCUGGGUCUACCUUGCCUGUGGUCAUGUUCACGGCUACCAUGACUGGGGCCACCGUUCAGAGCGGGAGUCCAAUGCCCAAAGAGAGUGUCCCAUGUGCAGAGCCGUGGGUCCCUAUGUGCCACUCUGGCUCGGAUGUGAACCGGCCUUCUACGUAGACACUGGUGCGCCAACACACGUCUUCGUACCUUGUGGCCACGUGUGCUCUGAAAAGUCCACCCGCUAUUGGGCAGAGAUUCCUUUGCCACACGGCACCCACGCUUUCCACGCUGCCUGUCCUUUUUGUGCUACUCAACUCAAUCUGACACAAAAGUGGGCCAAGCUUAUCUUUCAGGGGCCUGUAGACUGAGUGUUGAGGAGGUCAUGGGGAACUGUUGGAUUGUUGUCUAAUUGAAGGGGAAUCCAGUAUGCUGAAGGAUGAUUAGUUGAAGGUGUCAUUUUUAAGGAAAGACUCAAACCACAAGCUGUGAAGCUGCCCUUGAUCUGCUGAUGCUGGAGAGCAGGUUUCUGUUCAGACGACCGUUGCCUUGGCGUAUGACAGGAGGCAUAAUUCCCUCAUCAUUUCCUGACCUUAUUGUCUACAGGCCUUCAAGAUGUCAGAUCACACCAGCAUUACCACAUCGCUCAGGAUAUUUAAUACAGUUCUUCAAUCCAGGACACUUUGCUUUAGACCUGAGGUGCUGCUUCUGGUUCCUGGUGAUCGACGUUCCUGUGGAGUUUUGUUGCUUUAAUAAUCCUUCCAGUGAUUUCCAAAGAACUCCAUUAUCUGAUUCUAGUGUGUCGGGUUGGAGCGAAACUGUGCAGGAUAGUUGGAGUCCAAGGAGCAGCAAUGAACAUCCAUUAUCCAUUAAGUAGUUCAGUGUGUGGGGAUAUUCCCAAAGGUCCGGAUCCAAUAUCCCAAACUCCACUGAGGGCUUCUACAGAAAGGGUUGGAGCAGAUAUUCGGGAUCUACAAUACUAAAAUGGUUUUCCAAAGAUAAAAAGGGCGAUCUUGAGUUUUUAUAUUAUCCUUUAUAUGAAGAGCUAGCAACAUUAACACUCCUUAUAGAUUUUGCAGGAAUGCUGAUCAGACACAGUGGAAGCUUCAUUUUGAAAAUGAAUUAGUGAUUUUUAGCCUAGUCCUCCUAGUGUUCACUUACUUCAGAGAUGUCAAGUGUUCUAAAACUAACAUGUCUUUGCAUAAAAUCUUUAAUAGUAUUUUUAUUCAUACCGGGCUUACCGGUAACAAGAUUAACAAAGGAUGCAGCCAAAUAUUUUUGGAAAUGGCUGUGGAGUUAAUAACUAAAUGAAGUAUUCCUAGUGAUGUUUUACCAUGUCCCAAUAAUAUUUCGGUACAUAUUUUGGCUUCUUUGAUUAUCACACAUAGAUGUUGGUGUACAAUUAGAGGGGAAAAAAAUGGAGUAUUCUGCAAUCAAAUGUUGAAAAUGAUUCGAUUGUGAGGUAAUCAAAUGAUGAUGAUGGAUGUUUCUGAUGUGCAGGAGCUUUGAGCCUGUGAUCCUUUUAAUAACCAUUUGCAUUGGUCAAAAUUCAUUCUAUUUCCACUUUUUUAUAAGCUUGUUAUGAGAUUAACUUUUAUUCCACUAUUUUCUUAAGAUUUAUAAAGAGACCGUUUCUUAUGCCUGAAGACAUUUUUACAAGGGUGUUGAGAAGAUAUUUUAGGCAUACUUAAAGAGGUAUUUUUUUAACUGCUUGCAUUAACAGAGCCUUUUUAACUCACUGAGAAGUAUUUUACUACACAAGCCCAAUGUACAGUUUGUUUUAAAUCAGAUACUAAUAUAUUCAGUUAUGUACUUUACCAUGUGGUAUAGGUGUCUGUGUGAAUGUAUCUGCUUGAACUACAUCUGGUCAUCACUCUUGUAAAUGCAUGCUGCAUCUGGAUACUUAACCUGUGAACAGACACUUUAUUUUUUAUGUUUUAUUCAUACUCUAGGCCAAUGAUUUCAAACCCCACCGCCCUGCAUUGUUUAACUCACUUCCAACUCACACCUGCCUAAUGGUCUUUAGUAGUCUUAAACACCCUGAUUAGUUGGAUCAGCAGUGUUUGAUUAGGGUUGAAGCAAAAUUGUGCAGAGCAGUGGCCCUCCAGGAAUCCAGUUUAAAACCUAUGCUCUAAGCUUUUGUCCAUGUUUGUUUUGAAAAAUAACCCAAGACUCCCAAUGUUAUUUUCAGACCCAGUAUGAGAUGUUAAAGGAACACUGUAAAAUGUCAGCUUGGAUUUCAUUUGUAAAUGAAUUCAUUUUAUUAGUUCUGAUAUACAGGCAGUUUUUGUGGUAUACUUGCGUUUAGAUGGGCGUUUUAUUUUAUUAAAAUGAAUAACAGUGAAGUUGUCACACCAAAUGCUAAAUGAACUGGGUUUGGGGAGUAUAUUUACUUGGGCAAAGCUACUGUUUUAUUAAUGAUGCUAAUGUAAGGCUCUCUUCCAUGUGGUGUUAACGUAAAAAUGGCCAAACAUGUUUUGAAAAUGCCAAAAAAGGAUUUUAGGAAAGCUCUUUGUACAUUUUAGUCAUUUCAAGUUGCAGGGAGCACAAUUCAUGUGUAAAUGAUUGUAAAUUUCAAUUGUGCAAAAUGUAGGCACAAUAAAUCUUACACUACAGGA
Danio aesculapii is the source of this 3810-nucleotide messenger RNA. RefSeq names its product pellino E3 ubiquitin protein ligase family member 2 (gene peli2). Lineage: Eukaryota; Metazoa; Chordata; Actinopteri; Cypriniformes; Danionidae. The record is from RefSeq and is a predicted model, not a curated record. The transcript has 6 exons. Gene Ontology annotation, biological process: regulation of Toll signaling pathway; protein polyubiquitination. The coding region runs from base 277 to 1563 and encodes 428 amino acids. Gene Ontology annotation, molecular function: ubiquitin protein ligase activity; protein binding.